AAUAUAUUCACACUUCCGACUGCAGGUUCUAUGACUGCUUUUAUGAAAGGUACCCUUGUCCAGAACUGUUGGGUAUGAAACUAAAGAAUAUUUAUUGCAGCCUGUCCUUAAUAGAACAUGACGAUUUGUAUCGUGAGAUAACUCAUCCAGAGAAGGCAAGGCGCAAGUUAGCAGUUAAAGCUGGUAUUACGACUAAGGAAAAUUACUGGUUAAAGUCAAUCAUAGACUGUUUCAUGUUUAGUUUGGCACCUUCCUACGUAUCUGAAUCUCUCAACUGUAAUUUACUGAAAUCGCGUGUACUCAGAAUACAGAGAGAGUGUUACACGCAAGGUAAUAUUUGUGAAGUUGGUUGGAAAAACCGUGAAGGACUGUGGCACCUAUACAGUUAUGCCAUGACAUCUCUCACACAGCGUUACGAAUGGGUGUGGUAUAAUAUAGCAGUGAUUGCUUCAAAUUGCACAGCACCAAUUGGUGUGGAAUUAUCAAAAUGGAUCAACUCUCAUAUCAUUCCUUAAUAACUGACAAGAGGAAAAAUGUAAUGAACAAUAUAUCAAGUUUCUGAGUAGUAUAAAUCUUUUUAACUGAUUUCGUCAUUAAGCCCUGCCAUCAAUGAUAAUAACAAGAAAGAAAAAAAAAACAACAACAACAAUAACGACAACUACAAAAACAACAACAAUAAUAAUUAUAGUAAUAGUAAUUCUUACUAACAUUGGUACAAGACAUCAGAUUUUUCAGGUAUGAGGGCCAGUCUGUUACAUUGAAUCCAAUAUUCUACCGGUACCUAUUUCAUCGAUUCCGAAAUAAUAAUAAUAAUAAUAAUAAUAAUAAUAAUAAUAAUAAUAAUAAUAAUAAUAAUAAUAAUAAAUUGCCCUGCUGCAACACCAGGUACUGGCUCUCAUGGCUUCUGAUCUUAACUGAUUGGAAGUGUUAUCAUGUACAUGUUUUGUCUUAGUGUAGAAAAGGGUUUCAGCAAAUAUUCUGCUCGAUACCACAGAUUCACUUCUCAGUUGUUUGACCGUAACCAGUUGAGCCUUUUCCUUAGUGGCUGACAACGUGUGCAUCACUGAUCACGAGCAGAAGUAAUGGGGGAGCUUCAUAGCCAUGUCUUGAGAGGAAUUCUUUGGGGGUUUGAAUAAUUCACUUCUGGAAACAUGGGUGUCUCGUUCAACAUCCUUAUACAACCCUUAUUCAAGGACCUUUUGAACAGGAUGGUCUACUUGACCUGAAGAAAAUUGUAAAUAAGCCCCACCUGCAGGUCAAACGCUGUUAAUCUUGAUAUGAGAUCAUCAUGUCGCCCACAUAUUGUUAUGAUGGAUGUGCCUUGUGUAGCCUUAUUAGACUGGUAUUCAUGAUGGGAAUAUUGAGUCUUGGAAAUUUGUACCCCAGUGUCACUUUGACGGCAUGUGCUGCUCUCUCACUCAAUAAUAAUAAUAAUGAUAAUAAUAAUAAUAAUAAUAAUAAUAAUAAUAAUAAUAAUAAUAAUAAUAAUAAUAAUAAGGAUGAGUUACCUCAAUCCUUUCUAUAUUAACCAAAAUGAAGUAGAUUGACAAAUUUAUUUUUUGAACCAGUUGAAGACACACGAGAUGUCGAAAUAUCGUUCACCAGAUAACAAAUGGCACUCUUCUUUUAAUUUUGAUUUAAUAAUAAUAAUAAUAAUAAUAAUAAUAAUAAAGUAAAACACUAUCGACCUGAAAA
Messenger RNA from Octopus bimaculoides (California two-spot octopus), 1695 nucleotides. RefSeq lists its product as uncharacterized. Gene Ontology annotation, molecular function: hormone activity. The record is from RefSeq and is a predicted model, not a curated record. Gene Ontology annotation, cellular component: extracellular region. NCBI's taxonomy places the organism in Eukaryota, Metazoa, Mollusca, Cephalopoda, Octopoda, Octopodidae.